Molecule: messenger RNA, 627 nt
Organism: Lottia gigantea (owl limpet)
Lineage: Eukaryota; Metazoa; Mollusca; Gastropoda; Lottiidae
Exons: 2
Source: RefSeq, a predicted model, not a curated record
AUAGAGAUGUCUACCCAGUAUCAUAGAGAUAGGUCGACCCAGUAUCAUAGAGAUAGGUCCACCCCGUAUCAUAGAGAUAGGUCCACCCCGUAUCGUAGAGAUAGAUCUACCCAGUAUCAUAGAGAUAGGUCUACCCAGUAUCAUAGAGAUAGGUCCACCCAGUAUCAUAGAGAUAGAGAUAUGUCUACCCAGUAUCAUAGAGAUAGGUUCACCCAGUAUCAUAGACAUAGGUUAACCCAGUAUCAUAGAGAUGAGUUCACCCAGUAUCAUAGAGAUAGGUCUACCCAGUAUCAUGGAGAUAGGUCCACCCAGUAUCAUAGAGAUAGGUCUACCCAGUAUCAUAGGGAUAGGUCCACCCAGUAUCAUAGAGAUAGGUCUACCCAGUAUCAUAGGGAUAGGUCCACCCAGUAUCAUAGAGAUAGGUUUACCCCGUAUCAUAGUGAUAGGUCCACCCAGUAUCAUAGAGAUAGGUCCACCCAGUAUCAUAGAGAUAGGUCUACCCAGUAUUAUAGUGAUAGGUUCACCCAGUAUUAUAGUGAUAGGUUCACCCAGUAUUAUAGUGAUAGGUCCACCCAGUAUCAUAGACAUAGGUUAACCCAGUAUCAUAGAAGUAAGCAUCAAACGUAA